CUGAAAUGAUUUACCUGAUUAACUGUGAUGAGUUGGUUAUUGAAAUAAUCGUCAACUAGUUUAGCGUUUGAUCAAUUUUUAACUGGAGUAUACAGACUCAAAAAUGGCGAUUUGCUGAAAGCGGAACAUACUCCGCAGUAACUAAGCCAAAAUUACUGUAUAUGUACACAGAGACAUGCAUGCAAAUCUUUUGCUAUCCAGUUAUUAAUCCAAAAAGUAGCCAACAGAUCAGCCCUAUGCUGUCUUACGUGGAGCUGAAAGGGCUCAGACUUUCACGGUUUUUUUUAGCUGCAGAUGGACUCUGCAAUCCAAACCCGAGUUUCUCCUACUUGGCUGAAACCUGGGGCAAAGGAAAGUGUCAGAAUGACAUGUCCUCUCCAGGGUUCCUGGGCAGACCGUACGGCGUUGCAUGAAGCCGCGGCCCAGGGCCGGGCCUUCCAGCUGAAGCAGCUCAUAGAGAGCGGGGCCUCUGUCAACGUGGUGACUGUGGAUAACAUCACACCGCUGCAUGAAGCCUGCAUUCAGGCCUGUCCCAACUGUGCCCGCCUCCUGCUGGAGGCCGGAGCUCAGGUAGACAUCCGGACCAUCCAUGGCAGCACGCCCCUCUGCAACGCCUGUGCUGCUGGCAGCCUGGAGUGUGCCCGGCUGCUCUUGGAGUACGGCGCCACGGUGAACCCAUCGCUCACGGCGCUGACUGCAUCUCCGCUCCAUGAGGCCUGCAUCCAGGGUAAUGCUGAGGUGGUGAGGCUGAUGAUAACCAGCGGCGCCAAGCUGGAAGCCUUCGACGUCCACUUUGGUCCCCCGCUUCACAUAGCAAGUGCUAAAGGUCACGUGGAGUGUGUCAAGGAGCUGCUGAAAGCAGGUGCCAAUGUGAAUUCAGUGAAUUUUCAUGAGACAGCUUUGCACCACGCCGCUCGAGCCCACAUGGUGGACAUGAUCGAGCUGUUGGUGGAAUUUGGAGCCAAUGUGUACGCCAGUGACAGUCUCGGAAAGAAGCCACUCGACUACAUGACGCCGGCCUCUCCCUCUUACGCCUGCCUCCAGUUUUAUGAAAGUAAUCCUCUGAACCUUCAGCAGCUCUGCAGGAUUGUUUUGAGGAGGAUUCUGGGUACCAAAGCCUCAGAGGUCAUAGGCCAGCUGAACAUCUCCCGACGCAUCUACGACUACCUCCAGUUCUCUGACCACUGCUGAAUCUCUCCUAUCCACUGAAAGUAUUAAAAACAAAGUGUCUCAAAUAACUGUAUUCUGUCCAAAUAUGUCAUGUACACUUAUAGGGAUUCUUGUUAAAUAUGUUUGAGGAAAGAAACUUAAUAUAAAUGUAAAAUUUAUAUUGGUAGCAUAAUCUCACUCUAGAAAUUUUUUUUAAACAAUCCAAAUUUUGGUUGGUUGCAGAAGGAUAAUCACGUGAU
Messenger RNA from Poecilia reticulata (guppy), 1409 nucleotides. The record is from RefSeq and is a predicted model, not a curated record. NCBI's taxonomy places the organism in Eukaryota, Metazoa, Chordata, Actinopteri, Cyprinodontiformes, Poeciliidae.